UUUUCAUCCAUCACAACCUGAGACAUGAUCUCUAUACAACUAGUGUUGCUCCUGCUAGGAGUGGUGAGCAUCACCACUCCUCCAGUGUUGGCUAAUUAUCGACGCACACUUCAUGAGCCUACACCAAUUGAGACACCACCCCCAAUCUACCCACCACCAGUGUUCCACCACCCUCCAUAUGUAAAGCCACCACCGGUGUAUCAGCAACCGCCUCAUGAGAAACCACCACCAGUGUACAAACCACCGUAUGAAAACCCGCCGCCAGAGUACGAGCCUCCCCCUCAUGAAAAAACACCACCAGUAUACCAGCCUCCACCACCUGAGGAGCUACCGCCAGUGUACCAACCUCCACCACAUGAAAAACCACCUUAUGAGAAACCGCCUCAUGAAAAGCCACCAUAUGAGAAGCCACCACCACAUGAGAAACCACCACAUGAGGAGCCACCACCACUCUACCAGCCUCCACCACAUGAGAAACCACCACAUGUGGAGCCACCACCCCUAUACCAUCCUCCACCGCAUGAGAAGCCACCUCAUGAGAAGCCACCACACGAGGAGCCACCACCAUUGUACCAGCCUCCACCCCAUGAGAAACCACCACAUGAGGAGCCACCUCCAGUGUACCAUCCUCCACCGCAUGGGGAACCACCUUAUGAGAAACCACCUCAUGAGAAGCCACCAGAGCCACCACUGUACAAGCCUCCACCACAUGAGAAACCACCACAUGAAGAGCCACCACUAGUGUACCAUCCUCCACCGCAUGAGAAACCCCCUUAUGAGAAACCACCUCAUGAGAAGCCACCACAAGAGAAACCACCACCAUUGUACCAACCUCCACCACAUGAGAAACCACCCCAUGAGGAGCCACCGCCAGUGUACCACCCUCCACCUCAUGAGAAACCACCACAUGAAGAGCCACCACCAUUGUACGAGCCUCCACCACAUGAGGAGCCACCACCACUGUACCACCCUCCACCGCAUGAGAAACCACCUUAUGAGAAACCACCUCAUGAGAAGCCACCUCAUGAAAAACCACCAUAUGAGGAGCCACCACCAGUGUACCAGCCACCACCGCAUGAGAAACUACCCCAUGAGGAGCCACCACCAGUGUACCGUCAACCACCACAUGAGGAACCGACACCAGUGUACCAUCCUCCACCGUAUGAAAAACCACCACAUGAGAAGCCACCUUAUGAGAAACCACCACUUGAGAAGCCACCACAUGAGGAGCCACCACAUGAAAAGCCGCCACAUGAGGUGCCACCACCAGUUUACCAACCUCCACCGCAUGAGAAACCACCCCAUGAGAAGCCACCCUAUGAGAAACCACCUCAUGAGAAGCCACCUUAUGUGAAGCCGCCGCCAAUCUACCAACCUCCUCCACAUAAGAGCCCACCAAUUAAGAAGCCUCCAACUCAUGAGCCACCAUAUGGGCAACCACCACAUGUGAAGCCACCACCAGUCCACCAACCUCCACCGUAUGAGAACCCCCCACCAGUGCAUCCGCCUCCUACACAUCAGAAGCCAUCACCAGGAUACCAACCGCCUCAUGUGAAACCACCACAUAUUGCGCCACCACAUGAAAAAACACCACCCAAAUACCAACCACCUCAUGAGAAGCCACCCUUUGAGAAGCCACCACUUGAGAAACCACCCCAUGAAAAGCCACCACCAGAGUACCAACCUCCUCAUAAGAAGCCACCAUCACAGUACCAACCACCACCAGAGUACGAACCUCCUCAGGAAAAACCACCACCUGUGUACCUACCCCCAUAUUGGAAACCACCACCUGCGUAUCCACCUCCAUAUGAGAAACCACCACCAGAGUAUGAACCGCCUCAAGAAAAACCACCACCAGUGUAUUCGCCUCCAUAUGAAAGGCCACCCACAGGGCAUCCGACUCCUUACCCACCAUUUUAUCACCUACCACCUGUGUAUCACCCCCCUUACGAGAAGCCGCCACCACUAUACCAACCUCCUCAUGAGAAACCACCCAUUUACGAACCUCCCCAUGAGAAACCACCCAUUUAUGAACCUCCUCACGAGAAACCACCACUUUAUGAACCACCUCCAGGAUACAACCCUCCACCAUAUGGUCACUAUCCACCGUCUAAAAAUUAAUGACAACUACUAGUGAAGAACGUGGCAAUGUGGCAUGCAUGUUUUGGUUAACCAAAAGCAAGAGCAGUUCGUUUGUCACAUAAAUUUUCACUUUGUUUUUAAUUUGAUUCAUGUUUAGGAAGCACUUUUAAGAUGGGGAGUACAAUACUCCACUUCUGCAAUGGUUUGUAAAAAUAAGGGCUCUCAAUGCCUCUGUGUGUAAUAAUACCUUUCAUUUCCGUUUCAGCAAUGAUAUUGUAAUAAUGUGAAUUACUUUGGUUUA
Molecule: messenger RNA, 2383 nt
Organism: Lotus japonicus
Lineage: Eukaryota; Viridiplantae; Streptophyta; Magnoliopsida; Fabales; Fabaceae
Product: early nodulin-75-like
Exons: 1
Coding region: 25-2121 (698 amino acids)
Source: RefSeq, a predicted model, not a curated record